This is a messenger RNA of Ctenocephalides felis (cat flea), 1567 nucleotides long. RefSeq lists its product as uncharacterized. The transcript has 5 exons. Lineage: Eukaryota; Metazoa; Arthropoda; Insecta; Siphonaptera; Pulicidae. Bases 1 to 1437 code for a protein of 478 amino acids. The record is from RefSeq and is a predicted model, not a curated record.
AUGCGAUACAUUCUUUGUGGACGUCGCAAACCGAUGGUGACUAAUCAGUUGGCUCCCAGACGUAAACAUCGAAAAGGAAUCCAAGACAGUGGCUUUUCAACCGACGCAGCGUCAACGUCCAGUAAAGAAUCUAGCAGCACGACCCCAUCUGCCACACAUAGCACUGGAGUCGUGCACGGACCAGGACCUGGACAAGGUGCCAAUGUUGCACUCGACGAAUUAUGGUCGCUUUUAGACGUUAUUCAUAGAAAAGGCACACGUCUACGGGACGAAGCCCAGCAAUUGCAGCAGCAGCAGGCGUCCUCCUGGACGCCAGGUGACCAGCUUCCAAUACAGGCGUCCAACGAACAGAAUGGCAUCCAUUUACAAAAUGGCGGCGCUGAAGCAUCUCGUCUUCGUAUCGCAUUGGACGAAGCUCUGAGACAAAGGGACGCACUUGAUCAAGAAUUACGAAAAUUAAGACUAUCUUCCAACGAAGAGCAAUAUGAAAAAGACAGAGAAGAUGAUGAGAAGAAACUGGAAGAAGAGAUUUCGUCCAGAAUUUUAGAUGACGCUUUAGGGCCAUUGCAACUUCCAUUGAAGGUUGAACCACCUGAUAGGAACUGGGUUAAGGCUGUGUUGUUGGAAAAUAGUGCACUGAGCUUGAAAAGACAUUUAUUGAAUGCUUUAGCGAAUAAUAAGACAUUACUGCACCGCUUGGAAAUCUCAGACAGAGCAAGACGAGUGCUUGAAGAUACUAUUGCUAAGUACAGAGAAGAGGUUGAUGAUCUACAUUUUCAGCUGGAGGAAAAGAAUAUCGAACUUGAAGGAACGCGCGCACGGAUUCGCAUUUUAGAGAACAAAACUAUAAACCGCUACAGUAGUUCUACUAAUGUAGUUUUGCAUGGAAAGGAUAUCACACACAACGAUGGAUUCAAGCCUAUUUCAAAUUCCAAUCAAGGGCAGUUGAUUGUAGUCAAGACACCAGCAUCACCAUACAGCAGUAGCACCGAAUCGGCUCACGACGUGGAUACAAAUCACAACGGUUUCAAUUCUACAAGUCCUAAACAUAGGCCAAGUAGAAUACCUCUACCUGGUCAUUCCAGGACUGCUUCAACGACUCCGUCCAAGCUGAAUGUUUCUCCAAAUAGAUCACUUAGCAGAGACUCCUGUAGAAGUGCCUCCAGCAUUCCAAUAGCCAAAACACCUCAUACCACUAUGAGGAACUUGAGCUCUCCAGUGCCUAGAUUGAAAAGAGAUUCCUUGACGGGGAGAAUAAGGAAUCAUGAUUCUUUAUCUAGAGUGCGAGAAAAAAACUUAAUUUCUAGCAACAAGAAUGUUUCGACUUUGCACAAGAAUGCAGGUUCCAAUACGCAUUUGGUUAGCGACAAGGUCAGACAGCAGAAGAUGCCCUUUUGGUCAAAUUGGUUUAAAAUGUUGGACAGCGGUGGGCAAUGAGAAUUUUUGAAGGAUGUUAAAAAAAUCUUGCCUUUUACAUAAUAGACUUGAUAGAAUUAUUAUUGUAUUAUUUAUUUCUAUUAAUAUUUGAUAUCUAUAUUUAGAUCAAUGAAUGCUACAUAUAUUUUCG